UGGGCUGGAUCGAUCCCGGGCCACAUUUAGAUAACAGGCAGCGGAGUGCACAGCAACAUGAACCGUCUCCCCGGAGCGAGGCAGGAGCCGCUCGUCUUGUUCCCCGAGCGGAGAGCGGCCUCCUAGGCACACCAAACGGGCCUCCGUCUCAGACGACCCGCGGAUCCCGCGCGCGGAGGAGGAGUUUUAAUAUCCGCCGGCCGCUGGCGUUCCAGCUUGGAGCCGGAGGUUUGUUUUUCUGCGGCGCGGCUGAUCCUCACACCUCUCUGCCAUGGUGAGACAGACAGAGGUAUGAGCACAGGAGGACCACAGACAAGCCAGGAGGGUGGCAAUACAAACACGGAUAAGUCCAGCAAAUACUGCCCCUGACAGGAUACAACCAAAGGGCCCACAGAAGAACAACAAGGAAAGGUGGGAAAGGAAGCAGAAAUUUACUCUGAGAUUUGCCUUUGAGGGAUUUCCACAGCACCGUGGGAUUAAGCAGUUCUUCGCCUUCUUCUACUUCUCUCAGUCUAGGAAGUCCCCGAGACUCUGUAUAGCAGGAUGUGGCCGUGCAGGAUGACGUGGCGGUUCCGGACCUUCCUGCAGCUGGUGACCCGGCUGGGACUCUUUCUCUGCCUGACCGGGCCGCCGGUCCGACCCUGCCCGUCUCUGUGCCGCUGCGACGGCACGUUCAUCUACUGCAACGACCGGGACCUGACCUCCAUCCCCAUCGGCAUCCCGGAGGACGCCACGGUCCUCUACCUGCAGAACAACCGCAUAAAGAGCGCCGGCGUCCCCGCUCAGCUGCGCAAGCUCACGCGCGUGGAGAAGAUCUACCUGUACUGCAACAGCCUGGACGAGUUCCCCACCAACCUGCCCGUCAGCGUCAGAGAGCUGCACCUGCAGGAGAACAACGUCAGGACUAUCACCCACGCCUCGCUGGCCCAGAUACCGCGCAUCGAGGAGCUGCACCUCGACGACAACUCCGUCUCGGCCGUCAGCAUCGAGGAAGGGGCCUUCCGGGACAGCAACCACCUCCGGCUGCUCUUCCUGUCCCGGAACCACCUGAGCACCAUCCCCCUGGGGCUGCCCUCGACCAUCGAGGAGCUGCGCUUCGAGGACAACCGCAUCUCGUCCAUCUCCGAGCAGUCCCUGGAGGACCUCGUCAACCUCAAGCGGCUCAUUCUGGACGGGAACCUGCUCAACAACAAGGGCCUCAGCGAGACGGCCUUCGCCAACCUGCUCAACCUGACGGAGCUGUCGCUGGUGCGCAACUCCCUCACCUCCCCGCCCGCCAACCUGCCCGGCGCCAGCCUGGAGAAGCUGCACCUCCAGGACAACCACAUCAACCGGGUCCCUCUGGGGGCCUUCGCCUUCCUGCGGCAGCUCUACCGCCUGGACCUGUCGGGGAACAACCUGAGCAGCCUGCCCCAGGGAGUCUUCGACGACCUGGACAACCUGACGCAGCUGCUGCUGCGGAACAACCCCUGGUACUGCGGCUGCCGCAUGAAGUGGGUGCGGGACUGGCUGCGCUCGCUGCCCUCCAGGGUCAACGUGCGGGGCCUGAUGUGCCAGGGCCCCGACAAGGUCAAGGGCAUGGCCAUCAAGGACUUGGCCGGCGACCUCUUCGACUGCUCCGAGCCCCCGGUGCCGACCUCUUUCGAGACCAGCACCGUCUCCAACACCCUGCCGCCCUCCAGGGGCCCGUGGCCCUCGUUUGUGACCAAAAGGCCGGCGGUCAAGGGCCCCGACCUGAGCAAACACUACCGUAGCACGACCCCCUCCCCCGGCAGGAAGAUAAUCACCAUCAGCGUGAAGUCGAGCAGCGCGGAGACCGUGCACAUCUCCUGGAAGGUGUCUCAGCCCAUGACCGCCAUGCGCCUGAGCUGGCUAAAGCUGGGACACAGCCCCGCGUUCGGGUCCAUCACAGAGACCAUCGUCCAGGGGGAGAGACGGGAGUACUUGCUCACCGCCCUGGAGCCGGAGUCCUCCUACCGAAUAUGCAUGGUUCCCAUGGAAACCAGCAACAUUUACCUGUCGGACGAGACGCCCGUCUGCAUCGAGACGGAGACGGGGUCGCUGAAGCCGUACAACCCCACCACCACCCUGAACCGGGAGCAGGAGCAGGAGCCCUACAAAAACUCCAGCCUGCCUUUGGCGGCCAUUAUCGGGGGGGCGGUGGCCCUCCUGGCCAUCAUCAUGCUGGCGUUGGUGUGCUGGUACGUGCACCGCAACGGGUCCCUGUUCUCCAGGGACUGCACCUACAACAAGGGCCGGCGGAGGAAAGACGACUACGCCGAGGCGGGCACCAAGAAGGACAACUCCAUCCUGGAGAUACGAGAGACCUCUUUCCAAAUGAUUCCCAUAAACCACGGGACUCUGUCCAAGGAGGAGUUUGUCCUACACACCAUCUUCCCUCCGAACGGGCUGAGCUUGUACAAGAGCCCGCACAACGAGAACAGGAGCUACAGGGACAGUGGAAUACCAGAUUCGGACCAUUCCCACUCAUGAUAGUGAACAACAUAUUUUAACAACUUUUUAUUACAAACAUGUGACUUGAAAACUGAGUGGUAUUUUGCAAAAAAAAAGAAAAAAAAAGAAAAAAACACUGGAUUUGAAAGACUGAAAAAGCAAUGUUCUGUACAUUUGCCAUAUAAUUUAUAUUUAAGAACUUUUUAUUAAGAAAAGGUUUUCAAUUGCAGGCUGUCACUGAGCAUUCAGUAUGUGUUGUCACUAACUGCAAUUCUAUAUUUUAGAAAUUGGUAGUAAUUUGUACUGUAUUUUUCCUUUGCUUAAAGUUUCCGACCAAUUAAACAUUUGUGUUCUACUGAAAUAUGAUGACUUGUCAACUGUGAAAGUGGGCUUUCAUUACUGUGUUGAACAAUCAGACUUAAAAUAAAUACAUUAAAUCCUAUAGUAUAAGCACAGGUCAUGUUUCACUUGAUAGAGUAUAUUCAUACUGAUAGAGUCAGAAAAUAAAAUCAGGAAAGUAAAUGGCAUAAGGUCCUGAAACAUGUCACAGCAGAUGUUGCGGACAAAGAAGUACAGUCGUUUCUCCGACAGACACACACAACACAAGGCUUUUGUGAUUCAGGGGACAGAAAAGAGUUGAAUGGCUUCACAAAGUGAAAUGGCGUUUCCUCAGCAGAGAAAAGGCUGUCAGCUGGCGGGUUUAAGGAGUCAGGAGACUAGAUCGCCAGCUCGCUAUAGGGUUACGCCGCUGGGUGACUUAAGCACACAACCCCUAGAAUGCGAGGAUUCUUUAAGUGGAGUGGACAGGCUGACACAGACGGUAUUCAAUCGAAUUGUUUUAAGUCGAAAGUGAAACUACAAUCGAACAUCCUUCAGUAUAGUGUGCCGUAUGUCAUUGUUAACGUUGCCCUUUAACAUACUAUAUCCUGGGCAGAAAAAAAGACGAAAAAAAAACGUUACAGUGAAAACUGCAUUUUGGCUUUUUUUUUCAUACAAAGUGUCAGCUGUUUUUGUUAAUAUUAUGAUUAUGAUUUUUUUAAUUUUUGUUCAAUUUAAGCCACUUUUUUGUUGCCACAAUUUAAGGUAAUUGUUCUUUACAACAAAAAGCCAAAGUGCAUUGUAUGCCCUUUGGCCAGUCAUGUAUGUGCCUUGAUCAAAUGCUUAUUGUAUUUAGCUUUUUAAAAGAAAUCAGUGACUUAACUUUUUUUCAUACACACUUGAAUAUGAUAAAAAUAUUGGUCAUAUUGCAGAAUAAAAGUGGACAAAAACAA
Conger conger (European conger) is the source of this 3725-nucleotide messenger RNA. RefSeq names its product fibronectin leucine rich transmembrane 3 (gene flrt3). The record is from RefSeq and is a predicted model, not a curated record. The transcript has 2 exons. NCBI's taxonomy places the organism in Eukaryota, Metazoa, Chordata, Actinopteri, Anguilliformes, Congridae. Gene Ontology annotation, molecular function: protein binding. Bases 544 to 2493 code for a protein of 649 amino acids.